Molecule: messenger RNA, 2406 nt
Organism: Sitophilus oryzae (rice weevil)
Lineage: Eukaryota; Metazoa; Arthropoda; Insecta; Coleoptera; Curculionidae
Product: zinc finger BED domain-containing protein 1-like
Exons: 2
Coding region: 1699-2406 (235 amino acids)
Molecular function (GO): protein dimerization activity
Source: RefSeq, a predicted model, not a curated record
UUUAAAAUUUUUAAACUAAAUUAAAUUUUCUUUCAUCUCUGACUUUAUAUCUGUUUAUACUUCUUAUCUUACUUCUUUUUAGUUCGGUUCGGGUACGAACCGAACUAAAAAGAAGUAAGAACCAAGAACCUAACCUAACUCUGUCUUGUAGUCUUGUCUCAGUUCCUUAUGUGGUUCCUCAGUUCAUUCUCAAUUCUCAGUUCUCGUGUCUCUUGAAUGAUCUGUGUCUUCUCUUGUCUUCUCUAUUCUUUUGUGCCUUUUGUGGUGUAAAGUAAUUUAAAAAAAAAUGAAUAAGUUUGUUAAAAUAUUGCAUAAAGAGGUAAAAGAAGGUAAGUACUUCUUGCCAGGGUAUUUUUACAUUUCAAGAGACAUACAUUAUUAUUGUUUUUUAGUUUCCCCUACAACCUCCUCAAGAUCUCGUUCUCCCGUUCAUAGGAUUACAUCAAACGAAAAUUAUGAAAUGGAUUCGGGUCUAGAUAACGAUGGGACUCUGAAUUAUGAUAAUUCUCAGAAUAGUCUGAAUCAAAGUAGUUCAGGCAGUUUUCUCAGUUUGGUAGAUGAUGAUUCUGUUACUGUUAAGAAAAGACAAUCCAGAAAUAAAUUUUCGUUUGUUUGGAACUACUUUAAAAAAUCCAAAGAUAACACCUUUGCUAAAUGCAACACAUGUGGUCGUGAAUAUAAAACGAGUGGAAACACCACAAAUUUACGAGAUCAUCUACAAAGAUUUCACCCUGCAAUAAUAACACGCGGUCAAACACCAAAUUCAGGGUCAUGUACAACAAGUUCGAGUUCUCAAAGUUCGGCUCGGUCCAAUGUUCGAUUCGAAAAGAGAAUUAGACAAGGCUUUAAUCACAAUGAUUUGCACAGAUUUUCAGCCAUUUUCCAUUGUAGAUGACAAGGGAUUUGUACAGUUUGUGGAACUGUUAGAUCCUAGGUAUAAAUUACCAAGUACAUACACUUUGUCUAAUAAGUUAUUAAAGGAAAUGUAUUUAGAGGCUUACACAAAAUUAAAAACCGAGCUGGAGCAUGCUCAAUUUGUUGCUAUAACGAGUGAUUCAUGGAUAUCUUGCAAUACCGAUUCAUAUUUGACUGUUACUUGCCAAUAUAUAUUCGAAUGGAAAUUAAAAACUGCAGUGCUGUCUACUAAACCACUAGAAAAUGGUAUUAAUCAUACCUCAGAAAACCUUUGUAAUGCUUUAAGGGAUAUUUUGGAAGAAUGGUAAAUUUUUAAUAAAGUAACAUGUGUGGUUACAGACAAUGCUGCUAAUAUGGUCAAGGCAUGUGACUUACUGCAAAAAAAACAUAUGCCAUGUUACGCACAUACCAUCAAUCUGGUUGUGCAAGAUAACCUAAAGCAUGUAGAUGCUAUCAUUAAAAAAGUUAAAACUAUUGUAACUUUUUUCAAACAAAGCACUGUCGCAUGCGAAACUCUAAGAAAUGAACAAGCUGUUGGUGACCAGACACCACUUAAACUACUACAAGAUUAUCCAACUCGGUGGAAUAGCACCUUAUAUAUGGUUGCCAGAGUUCUUGAAAUUGGUGAGCCACUUGGACGGGCAUUACUAAAGCUUCGAAAAGCACCACCUCCAUUGACAUUAGAAGAUAUUGCCAUAUUGAAGGAUGUAAAGAUUCUGUUAGAAUGUUUUGAAGAUGCGACAAGAAAAAUUUCAGGUAGUACCUUAACUCAUAUACUUUAAUAUGAUUUUUUUAAAUUAUUUUAUUCUUUUUCAAGGAAGUGGCUACGUUACUAGUUCCCUUAUAAUUCCAUUGUCAUUUGGAAUAUUUAAUUUUCUAAAUUCCAUCAAGCCCUCAACGGAGGAAGGAAAAGUGCUUAGCUCUGGGUUAAUUGAGUCAGUCAAAACAAGACUGUUUCCAUAUGAAACACGAACUAUCGCCAAAAUCAGUACUUUAUUGGACCCCCGUUUUAAAAAGGAAGAUUUUCGUAAUACAGAAAAUGCAGAAAGUGCUGCUUUUUUGUUGGAAAAGGAAAUGUCAAUUAUACCAACAGCAUCAGUUUUAACAAAUAACUCUGUAGAAUCCAAUGGUGAACCGUUACCUUCGUCUAAUAUUGAAAAUGAAAAGUCGCUUUUCUCAUUUUUACAAGAAAGAAUUUCAAAAAAGUCAAAAUCGGUGACAAAAGACAUUAUUAUAACAAAAAGACAAUAUUUAGAACGUCCCAAUUUAGAUCAAAAUGCGGAUCCGCUAUUAUUUUGGAAGAUGAUGGAAUGUGAACUGAGUAGGCUGGAGAUUUGUGCCUUGAAAUAUUUUUGCAUUCCAGGAAGUAGUGUGGAUAGUGAAAGAAUGUUUAGCAGUGCCGGACAAGUGGUAUCAGAAAGACGAACUAGAUUAAAACCUGCAAAUAUUAACAUGCUAACUUUUUUACACAAAAAUAUGAAUUUAUUGUGA